AUGCAACGCGAAAACUCCAUCACUGAACCAUCCUCGGCGACUGUCAUCCCGGAAUCGCAAUUAUUUACAUUUAACAGUAACAGCAGUUCAAUGUCGAACGAUGGAAACAAGAACAAGCGGCGCAAGGGAAAUCCAUCUAAUGCGGACGAGUCUUCAGAGAAGAAGAAGACUAAAUCAUGGAGUAAAGAUAACGUUACCCCUAACAGCAAGUCAUCCGAGACAAUACUGUUGGAAUGGUUGCUUGAACCUGGUAACUAUCAACGCUACCGAGGUACUGGCGGCAAUACGGCCAAGAAUUCGAAGACGCAAGGAAGCAAGGGCAAUUCGAAGGACACUAGAAAGUUAAACGAAUGGAUCACCAACUUUAACAAAGCCAAUGACUUGAUUGGAGAGACCGGUGGCGGCGGACCUUAUGGUGAUGGGGCUAUUGACAAUGACGAGAAUGGAGCCGAUGAAGACAAGACCGGUAUGUAG
Messenger RNA from Zychaea mexicana, 474 nucleotides. RefSeq lists its product as uncharacterized. Bases 1 to 474 code for a protein of 157 amino acids. The transcript has 3 exons. NCBI's taxonomy places the organism in Eukaryota, Fungi, Mucoromycota, Mucoromycetes, Mucorales, Lichtheimiaceae. The record is from RefSeq and is a predicted model, not a curated record.